AUGGGAGUCCAGCUGAUUGUGUGUUUGCCCGAUUCUGACGAGAAACUCAUAAAUGUGUGCGACAAAGAAGACGAGCUGAAAAAGAUCACAGUUUUAGACCUCAAAAGGAAAAUCAUUCAGCAGCUGAGUAUCCAAAACGAUAUUCGACUGACCUUUCACGGCGAAACACUCAACGAAACUCAACCCCUGAAAGAGUACGGCAUCCGUCAUCUGUCCACCAUCCACACACUCCUCAUUCUCCACGGAGGCAUCUGA
Molecule: messenger RNA, 255 nt
Organism: Knipowitschia caucasica
Lineage: Eukaryota; Metazoa; Chordata; Actinopteri; Gobiiformes; Gobiidae
Source: the annotation of a GenBank genome assembly